Molecule: messenger RNA, 2021 nt
Organism: Aspergillus welwitschiae
Lineage: Eukaryota; Fungi; Ascomycota; Eurotiomycetes; Eurotiales; Aspergillaceae
Product: Spg1/Tem1 GTP-binding protein
Exons: 5
Coding region: 456-1391 (311 amino acids)
Biological process (GO): regulation of exit from mitosis
Cellular component (GO): spindle pole body
Molecular function (GO): GTPase activity; GTP binding
Source: RefSeq, a predicted model, not a curated record
UUCUCCUCCAAGGGGCUGUUCCUCAUCCCUCCUCCUCAGCUGGUUCCUGUCCUUCUUUCCCUCUCGUUGGUGCUGCUGCUACUCUCUGUUGCUGCUCCGUGGUUGGCACCGCCUUCGUUUCACACACUCCCUGGUCUCUGCUUGGUGCCGCUAAGUCGUUUCCUUAUCGCCCAAACCCCCCCCCCCAGUCAUUCCACACGGCUGCGUGCCUUGACUACUAGUGCACCUGUCACAUUGUUUGGUUUCUGCAACAAAAGAUCAUUCUCUCCUCCCCUUUGUCAUCGUCUGAUUUUGUUCCGUUGGAUGGGUUCCGGGAAACCGGUGCUGUGAUCCCAAAUCCUCAAAUUCGGUUGGUCUCAGCAUCCCCGCUCCACCGGACUUCGACCGUGUUUACGCCUGGGACUAAUCCACACCACCCACAGAUACCAUCCGAACCCAACAUCUGUCAUCCAAAUAUGGAUGCGUCGCAACUGCCCGUGGCCGGCACUUCGGAUGUCGCAAAUCAGGCGCAUCUGGAGCAAUCCCAGAGCCUCGAUACACCCGCUCCCGCAAGCCUCGGACUGGCGGGACCAGACGAGUUCACAAGCACAAAUGGCUACAGUAGCGACUCGCGCGCCCACUACUCCUCCCACGAAUUCAACUCUCCGGCUCGCGAUUUCCACAAUGAAAACGAUCAACCUCGACAGAACUUCUCCCCGCUGACCCAUCAGCCACAACCGUUAUCGUCAUCCCGGCCCAGCUCCGAAAUGUCCACCAGCCUGCCUCAGCCUACGCACGAUGUCAGCCAAAAGCAGCCGUCGCAGUCAACCAAGAACAGCGUGGUGAUCAAGGUGGGUAUGGUCGGAGAUGCCCAGAUCGGAAAGACCAGUUUAAUGGUGAAAUAUGUGGAGGGUAGUUGGGACGAGGAUUAUAUCCAGACUCUCGGUGUCAACUUCAUGGAGAAGACCAUCUCCAUUCGGAAUACGGAGAUUACGUUCUCGAUUUGGGAUCUGGGUGGCCAGCGUGAAUUCGUCAACAUGCUUCCCCUUGUGUGCAACGAUGCUGUCGCCAUUCUGUUCAUGUUCGAUCUCACGCGGAAAAGCACUCUGAACUCAAUUAAGGAAUGGUAUCGACAAGGUCGUGGGUUCAACAAGACUGCCAUCCCCUUCCUGAUCGGUACCAAAUAUGACCAUUUCGUCAACUUUCCCCGCGAAGACCAGGAAGAGAUCUCGAUUCAGGCGAAACGGUUUGCCAAGGCCAUGAAAGCUAGUUUAAUUUUUAGCAGUACGAGUCACAGCAUCAACGUGCAGAAGAUCUUCAAGAUCGUCUUGGCCAAGGCUUUUGACCUCAAGUGCACGAUUCCCGAGAUCGAAAAUGUUGGCGAACCCCUGCUACUGUAUAAGAACGUCUGAGUCACGACCAAAUGAGUGGGAUGAACGAUUACGUAUAAGGGACGACGUGAUGUUGAUGAUCGAACUUUCCCUACUUUGGGCUGUAGGAUAUCGUGAUCUGGUGCCAAGUCCUGGGGAUCAGAAGCGACUGGUCUGUUGGUGUCCUCGCUACUUUCUUUGUCUAUUUCCGUCUGUGUCUUUUCCUCAUAAGCAUUGGGAUGCGCUAGGAUUUCCUUCGUGUUGAUCACUUCUCUUUGUUCUUCCAUUUUCCUUUCGCUUUCAUUGUGUUAAAUUCCCCACAUUGUUUCUACUUUUCUCUUCUUUGAGCCCGUCGGCCGCGGGUUGACGAGUCACAUUGGCGGGCCUGCGGCGAUGGAGCAGGAGUGCUCGGUUACGGCAUUGGCCUGAUAUAUCUCUUUUUCUCCUAUUUCUUUUUCUACUCCAUGUCAUUACAGCCACAGUGGGUACUGUUUCCUAUGUCCAGAUAGCUCUAAUGUGACCUGAGGUGCUAUUUGCCUCGGCAAGAUUACAUAUUUCAUACAGGAUCUUCCACUUCUUGGAGGUGCUGCACCUUAAUAAUCAAAGAUAGACCAGCCAUUCAUCAACAUUUACCUUAUAUAUCUUUCUCGAAUCCAGUGCAGUUUGUUACAG